ACAGCCGUUUUCAUUCAUACAGCCGUGAAUGUUGAGAGUCCAAGGUUCAAUGCCUAAGGAGCGAGGCAUAGAUAUGGAUGCCUGGGGCGUGGCGCUAACAUCAAGCGAGAAGCUAACCCCACACCCCCAUUGGGUAUGGCUUUGAUCGGCAGGGCUGCAACUGCAAGGCUGCGAUCACUUUUACAACUUCACAAUCCCUUCAUCUACAACGCCUCUGACCACGACCAUAGAACCCGAAGUUGUAAAGAUGGCCGCGCCUGUGGGAGAGAAGCAGCCAGUACCGUGGAAGGACGCCUAUCUCGAUACUGUGUUCUCGAUUUUCAAAGCGCGCCAACAUCCCUUCGUGCUGGUGGAGGAAGCGGCGCUGGGCUGGAUGGGUCUACGAGUGUCUCCUCGCGAGGAUCUCGACUUGCUGAUCAGAGACUCUGAAAUGCAAGUUAUACAAGCAGACCUUCUCGCAACGGGACAGUUCGAUCUCGUCGAGCAGAACCUCGACCUACGAUUAUCCGACACCUACGCGCAACAAGUUCCUCGACUAAAGCUGAAAACUGACGAUUCCCCAUACAAGUGCAUCAGCCUUUGGAGCGAGCGCGUCUACAUGCUCGACAUUGAUGGCGACAAGAUUGAAGUCCCCGACCCGCAGGCCUGGAACACAGUUAUCAUGGAGGAGCGCUUCGAUAUACACCCGUCAUGGGCCCAAGCACCUUCAAUUGGGUACACGGCGAGAAUAGCCGAUGGUAUCAGGGUUAUACCUUCAAUACUCGCUCAAAGCCCGGAGAUGAAGUAUCCCAUUUACAUUCCAACGAUCCCGCGCAUGCUCAAUGCGCUACUAGAUCAGGCUCGCUAUCGAGUUACGCAUCCCGAGGAAUUUCCUUAUAAGUAUGGCAAUCGGCCAUGGUAUCAUAUAUCAAAUUUUGUCCGGUAUCUUCACCUCGAGAAGCCGCAGCAACGGGAGAGGUUGCUUCCAGAGUUAGCGGACCGCAAUCGGGAAGACAUGGAAGAGAGAAUCAAGAGAUUCAAGAGAAAACCGUUGCUAACGUUGGCCUCUCUUCAAAGUGGGGAGGUGUAACGAUAGGUAAACUUGUGAUCAGAAAUGUCGAUAUUCUGAAGCCACUUAGAGGUAACAUGUGGAUCCGGUUGCUCAACCGCACACCUUCGGGAAGAUCCACCUGAGGCGGAUGGGUUGGGGGAAGAGCCCAAGAGAGAGAAAUGCAACUCAAUGCGAUCCAAGCGGGUUGGCGAGUGCGUUGCGAGCUAAGUGGACUCGUGAGUUUACUACUACGUCUUGCACUUCUACCACAUGAUUUUCCUGCACAGAUCAUAAUCAGGGGAGAAGAGACAACAGUAGAUCAGUCAUUAACACC
Amorphotheca resinae ATCC 22711 is the source of this 1364-nucleotide messenger RNA. RefSeq lists its product as hypothetical. The transcript is spliced from 3 exons. The coding region runs from base 248 to 1069 and encodes 273 amino acids. NCBI's taxonomy places the organism in Eukaryota, Fungi, Ascomycota, Leotiomycetes, Helotiales, Amorphothecaceae. The record is from RefSeq and is a predicted model, not a curated record.